Puma concolor (puma) is the source of this 2145-nucleotide messenger RNA. The record is from RefSeq and is a predicted model, not a curated record. NCBI's taxonomy places the organism in Eukaryota, Metazoa, Chordata, Mammalia, Carnivora, Felidae.
ACAGAAUCAAAAAAAUUACAGAAAAGUGGAGAAGGAAUCCGUCCUCCAAAACUCCCAAAGAACCCAAGGCUAGGAGAUUCUGGCAGGCCCCCCCAGAGUUCUGAGUGGGGCUGUUUGUGUCUCCCUGAAGCGUCAGAAGGCAGAUCAGGACCUGUUCCCUCUGCCGAACAGAGGACAGAGGAACCAGUACAGGCAGCCUCCAGCUCCCCUGCCGAGGAAGCACAAGCUCCCGCCAGUCUCCUCGGGGAACCAGAAAAGGAGCCAGCACCCCUUCCUCUUUCCCAGAAUUCAGCCAGGAGGUUUGUCCCCCAGUUUGCAAAGUCCAGGAGGAUAGUGACAAGACCAGCAGAGUUGAGGGAAGAGGACCUCAGGAGUGGAACCCCUAAAAUCAGCCAGGAAACACCGCCAGGGCCCAGUAGCCAACAGGCCAGAAGCCGACUGCAAGAGGAGUCACUAGGGCUUGCUUCCUGGGAGGCCAGGGAGCUGGGAGCCCAGACCCAGGUAGACAGCACUCACCCUGAACACAGAGACCAAAACCCCAUGACACCUGUGCCUGGAAGUGGGGAUUCUCCGCCCUCGGCUUCCACCAAUGUCUCUCCAGAACGGGGGAUGGUACCCUUGGCCUCAGAGAGGGCCAGCCAGGACCACCUGUCGGAGCAAGGAACCAACACACCGGAUGGUGAAAGCAGGAAGGGAUGUUGGGUUCUAGGCUAUCGUGGCCAGAAAGGGCUCCUGCUGAGCAGUGAUGCUGAAGAGAAGGAGCCAGACCGAGGAAGCCUCCAGGAAGCAGGUGUCCAAGGGGGAGCAGAGGCUGACCUGCCUGAGGGGCACAGAGAAAAAGGAGACAGUGUCCUGGGUCCCUCCUCCACUCAGGGCACAGAGCCCGGAUCUGCAGACCAGGCCCUCUCUGACCCCAUGCAGAUACCCAGCAAGACUAGCAGGGAAGCAGAACAGAGCUGUAGUGGCCCAAGUCAUUCCUCCCUUGGGACCGUUGUCAUCACAGACAGGAGGACAGACCCCACUGAGCCAGAAUGGAGGGCUCCAGAGGUGGCCAAGCCAGAUGAACAGGCCAACACCAGGGCACCUUCCUCUCCCAGUGGGAAGGCCCCUGAUGGAGGCCACAGUGGGGUCCUGCUCAGCUGCACACUUCUCACUGGGGAGACAGGAGGCAGAAGGGAGGCAAGGUGGGAAGACAAGCCCCCUGGCAACAUCCUGGGGGGCCCUUUAGGCUCCCUGGCUCUGGAUCGCAGGAUAAAAGAGCCCAUAGUAGGUGCUGGAGAUUCCAGUCUUCUAGCCUCAGAAGUGGGCCCACCUGUUGAUCAAACAAGGGCGCCUGGCCUGGAUGAAGAGGGACUGGGGGGGAUAUGUGCACUGCCUUCGCUAUUGCAGCCUGAAGGUGAAAAGGCAGCUGAGUUAAGGAGCCAGAGCCCUAAAGAAGACCUUGACUGGUUCAAUCUGUCUCUUGGAGCCUUUGCUCCUCCAGUGCACAGAGAAGCAGUGGGUGGCCCUUCCCAGGAGACCAGGGCCUGCCACAACCACCCAGAUGCCCCUGAAGAUCCCACAGGCUGGUCUGAACUCCCUCCUGGCUCUGCAGACCAGGCUCUCUUGGGGGAGUCUCCAGCCAUGGAACCUCACUUCCUGCCAGACAGCCAGAUACGGGAUGCCCUAGAAGACCCUGACCUUGCAGCCUCACCUGAGCAGAUACUGCAGGAUGAGCAGGAGACAGUGCUACACCUCAGCCAUCAGAGACAGAGCCAUCUGCCAGCACAGAUCAGCCCUUCAGAAAGCACAGGCCCGGCAGGGGACACCAGGUUGUUUCCUCUGGGGAGCAGGCUGGACUCUUGUUGGCCUGGCACAAGCCUACAUGCUGAUGGAGGCCCCCUCACUGACUUCCAACUGAGGACAUGUGUAGGGAUCAAAGCUUGCGAAGCUGCCAGGAUGGAGGACGCAACAGACACCGUGCGUGGCCUUGUCGUUGAGCUCUCUAACCUGAACCGGCUGAUCAUGAGCACCCACCGGGACCUGGAGGCCUUCAGGCGCCUCAACUACAGGAAGGCAAGGCCAGCAGGGAAAGCGCCGGCACCCUACACAUCAAAGGGAGCUGGGAAUCUCCCUCCAGGGGAGCGAUCCUGGAGGGAUUUGUAG